AUGGAGGUUCACGAAAUGCUCCCCGUCAAGACGGCGCAGGUAUCAAUGACUGAAAAGAGGGGCUACGUUGACACCUAUGCGGGUGGCCGAACGGAUGGCACGAGAAAUACGUCGACCAGAGUGCGAAGACUGUUUUCCUUUGCCCAGAUCUUCUUUUUCGCCCUGAGUUACAUGUCCUCCUGGGAAGCCAUCGCAACCAACGUCGGUCUUAUCUUCUACAAUGGCGGUCCGCGAUCGCUUGUCUGGGGCUUUUUCAUCGUCGUCCCCGGUGUGCUUUGCCAGGUAGCCUCAAUGGCAGAAAUGGCCUCUGUGCAGCCCAUCGCUGGCGCCCAAUACCACUGGACACACUAUCUCGCGCCGGCGUCGUCACGCAAAUUCAUCACAUGGGUGCAAGGCUGGAUCACAUGGUUCUCCUGGAUCUCGCUUUUGGCAGGUGUGGUUAACAUUGCUGCCAACAUUAUCACCACUCUAGUGGGCGCUCGAUAUCUGGACUAUGUCUACCAGGGCUGGCACACCGUCCUGAUCAUGUACGCCCUCCUCAUCGUGCAGGGUCUGCUCAACAUGUUUAUGUUCUGGAUCAUCCCGUGGGUCGAGCUGGUCGCAGGUCUUCUGCAUAUCAUCCUUUGGAUCGUCUUUGUUUCUGUCUUGGUCACUCUUGCUCCCCGGCACUCAGCCGAGUGGGUCUUCACAGAGAAGUCCAACUUAUCCGGUUGGAACAGCGACUAUGUCUCGUUCAACCUGGGUAUCAUCCUCGUAACGUGGGGAUUCGUUGGCUUUGAUGGCGCAGUUCACAUGUCUGAAGAAGUCCGCAAAGCUCGCCACGCUGUACCUCGCGCCAUGUUCUGGAGUAUCUUGAUGAACAGUGUCCUGGCCUUCGCCAUGACACUCGUCUUCCUCUUCUGUAUGGGUCCAGUCGAAGACGUGAUGGCCUCCAGCUACCCGCUCCUCGCCAUCUGCCUGAACGCGACUGGUUCCCUUGUUGGGGGCUCUGCUAUGGUGGGAGGCAUUUUGAUCACAGUCGUUGCUGUGUCUCUAGGCUCUGUCGCCUCAGCCUCACGCCUGACUUGGGCGUGGUCUCGCGACGGUGCCCUGCCAGCGUACUUUGCGUACAUCGACCCCAGACACCGCGUCCCUGUCCGCUCUGUAUGGCUGCCAAUCUUCCUCGUCAUGCUCCUGUCGCUUCUCAACCUUGCUUCCUAUACAGCCUUCAGCGUCAUCAUCUCUCUCUCCACCUUCGGCCUGUACCAGUCAUACUUCAUCGCCAUCUCCUGCAUGCUGUACGCACGCUUGACCGGCCGGCUUGAGGAUGGUGGCUGGUCGCUCGGCUGGUGGGGCACGCCGAUCAACAUCUUUGCCCUGAUCUAUUCGGCUUACAUCGGCAUCUUCCUGCUCUUCCCUAGCUACCUGCCCGUCGACUCCUCGACAAUGAACUACGCCUUACCCAUCAACGCGGCUGUCGUCAUCUUUGCCAUUAUCAGCUACUUCGUCUGGGGCAAGAAGAACUGGAAAGGCUUGAACAAGGAGGUUGUGGAUGCUGUGGUGGCAGACUCGGAACGCAACACCAAGGACUAA
Messenger RNA from Cyphellophora europaea CBS 101466, 1572 nucleotides. RefSeq lists its product as uncharacterized. Gene Ontology annotation, biological process: transmembrane transport. NCBI's taxonomy places the organism in Eukaryota, Fungi, Ascomycota, Eurotiomycetes, Chaetothyriales, Cyphellophoraceae. Gene Ontology annotation, cellular component: membrane. The coding region runs from base 1 to 1572 and encodes 523 amino acids. Gene Ontology annotation, molecular function: transmembrane transporter activity. The transcript has 3 exons. The record is from RefSeq and is a predicted model, not a curated record.